AUGGCGCCGAUUAAGUUCGGUCUUUUCAAAGCCAGGAGUAGAGACCAGCAGGAGCAACCGUCUACUGAAAAUCUUCUACAGUCAAGCCAUAGCAUCGAUCAAGCCGGCACCCCUGACUCACCAAUACCAUCAACCAGCAAGGGUCUAGUGGAGGAUUUGUCACCUCUGGACUUUGCUGAAUUGAACCUGAAUGAUACUGAUGAUGAUAACCCCUCUCUAACAUCAACAUCUACCCUCAACGAAAACCACAUAUGUGAACCAUCUACACACAGAGUCGCCUCCACGUCCUACGACGCACACUCCUCACAAUUAGACAUAAACUCGUCACAGUUUGACAUUAACUCCUCACAAUUUGACAUUGACUCCUCACAAUAUGACAUAAACUUCGACGCGUCAUCGAUCACGCCUAGCGAGGAUUUGUCUGUCUACUGUGCGAUGAUGAAGAAGCCAAAGAAAAGUAGGUCUAAGGAACAGCAUUUGAGGGAUAUUGGUAUGUGGCAAGCGACUAAUAUCGAGGUGAUGCAGAAUCUCCUAUACCGUAGCGGAACACUGGACGAACAAAUAAAAUGGGAGGCAAUCGCCACCGCGCGUGGUUUGUGCACGCUAACAGACAAUUGUACAUGCGCCGACUGCUCUGGGGCAAAAUACAUGGCCGGGAUCAUCGACGAUGACGGGGGCGACAUGGCGACGGCACCGCUUCUCAGCGCCCUCAACUUGGGAUGUCAAAUACAAUAA
This is a messenger RNA of Pieris macdunnoughi, 735 nucleotides long. Lineage: Eukaryota; Metazoa; Arthropoda; Insecta; Lepidoptera; Pieridae. The record is from the annotation of a GenBank genome assembly.